Messenger RNA from Hevea brasiliensis (rubber tree), 2790 nucleotides. Its product is annotated as AAA-ATPase At5g17730. The coding region runs from base 1722 to 2654 and encodes 310 amino acids. The record is from RefSeq and is a predicted model, not a curated record. Lineage: Eukaryota; Viridiplantae; Streptophyta; Magnoliopsida; Malpighiales; Euphorbiaceae. The transcript has 2 exons. Gene Ontology annotation, molecular function: ATP binding; ATP hydrolysis activity.
UCUUUGUUGUCUUGAAACCAAGAAGUUUGCUUCGGGAACAACGAGUUGAAGAACUUGUUAGCGGGCGUGGUACCUUUUAAGGACAUUCUUAGUGUCUCUUUUUGCAUGCACUUAGUCUGUAACAAUUUGUUUUAAAGGAAGUUUUUGGAGGUGAGGUCGAGUUUUUGAAGUAUUAUUUAUUUGGGGAGAAAGGUAAUUUUCUUAAAUAAGAUAUGGUUUUCCAUUAGCUUAUUUUAUAAAAUGUUUCCGCACUUCAUCCAAGUAUAUUAAUGGCUUCACUCCAUCAAACACACUGUUAAUGGCCAAAUGAAUCAAAGAGCUCUACCUCGUUGCCCAAUUGUUCUCUCCUUAGUUCAGAUCCUACUCGUUACCAUGAUUUUGGUUUUGUGCUUUCAAUUUUUUUGGAGUUCUUAGCUACCUUGUCAUCCUAUGGAUGCGUAGAUGGCGGGAUCUUUCUUCUCAUGACAGUAGGUUUCCAGAAUUAGGGUUUUGAUUAGGCCUCCAUCCUCUUGCUUGUUUUAGGUUGAGUUUGCCUAUUGGGUUCCUUUUUCUUAGGGCUUUGGUUUUUAACUAGGGUCAGUUGUUUGGGGUUUGCGUGCUUCAGACUUUUUCUUGCGCAAUGAAUAUGUAUCUUUUGGAAAAAAAAAAUCUUCAUAACAAUAACAAUGAAGUCAGUCCUUUUAUUAUGGGUUACUUGAGGCAUACUUUCUUUCUUUUUUCCCCCUAACAGCUUAUAUGAGAGAAAAUUUUUGAAGGUAACUGAUGAAUCUUUAAAGUCCAAUACUUGUUUGAGAGAGAUUUUUUAAAAGAAUUAAGGUUUUAAGAGGGAACGUUCAUUUUUUUUAAUCCAUCAAAUUAGUGGGGUGAGAGAUUUUGCUAUCUUAUCUUUCAUUGAUAUCUUACCUUUCUAUGUAAAGCCCUUACUCCAUACAAACACACCGAAAAGUUCUAGAAAAAUAUUAUUGAUAGGAAUUUCCUAAUCCUUCCUGGUGGAACUAAGUGUUUGCUUUCGUGUUUAUGACUGUAGAAUAAUUUGUUUGAUUUAAUUAUUGAACUUCCCUUGCGUUUACAAUUUAUUACCCAAUUUAUAGAUAUUUCAAUGAAUUAAUUCAUAUGAAAUCCAACAAAAUCUACUGGAAUGUAUUCCUAAACUUGAGUUAUAAUGACAAAUAAUAUAAUAUAAUACUGCAGCCGUUAAUAUUCAAGAACGCAUACAAAAGUGUGAAGGAGACUUUAGCAGACAUUUUAAUGGAAGCUGUUGCUUCUUUUGUUGAUCUGGGCUUUCCAUUUGCAUCCUUUGAAUGUGACUCACUUGCAGGAGGUUAAUCGGCUCCAUGAAAGGAAUGAAUAAUGAAGAUGUGCCUGUAUAUUGAUGAAGCAACGUUGUAUUUUACUAUCACUCACCCCAUUAAAUUUUCAUGCAAUUUUCUGCAGCUAAGUUCUCCAGUUGCUUCUCCUGAAGGAACUUGGUAAGGCGAACUAAGAAAUCAGUAUCGUCAGAACUCCUUGUUAGCUCUGCUACAACUUCUGCAGGUGUGACUUUGACCUUCUCCAAUAGCUGUUCAAUCUCUUUGGGAGGCUUGCAAAAGAUAACACUAUAAUACAUGUAGACUAAUUCAUUAAAUGUAGAAAUGGUACAAUAUGACAUUGGAAUCUGCAUAUCAAUGCGACCAGGCAUUAGUAAUUCUGGGGCGAUCCUUUCUCUGUGAUUGGUUGUGAAAAUGAUGAUCAAUUCAUUGCCUCGAGGCAACCAAAGUCCAUCAAUAAGCCUUACAUUUCAGAAGAAACAUCAGGAAACUGUGUUGAAUUGUUACAUGCCAUACAUUUCAGAGCGAUCAAAGGCUAUUAGAGAAGAAUGCAAGGCAAUAACGCUCUAUCAGGUAGGCUUAGAAUAUACCGUCGAUUUCGAUCACCCAAUAACGUUUGAGACCCUUGCAAUGGAUUCAGAGAUCAAAGCAAUGGUGUUAAAUGAUUUGAACACCUUCAGGAAUGUUGGCAAGGCGAAGGAAUGUUACAGAAGUAAUGGAAAAGCAUGGAAACGUGGUUACUUGUUAUAUGGUCCUCCUGGCACAGGCAAGUCAAGCUUGAUAGCAGCUAUGGCUAAUCACUUGAAGUAUGACAUCUAUGACUUUGAUUUAUCAGGAGUAGAAAAUAAUCCUGGUGAAUAUUUGUGGUCAAUGGUUCGUAACAGUUCCAGCAAAUCUAUGCUUGUGUUCGAAGAUAUUGACAGUAGUGUCAAGCCACAAAACCCAGAAUCAGAGGAUCAACCAGGACGAAGUGGUCAUUAUAUGGAAACACUCUUGACACUUCUCAAUGAGGCUUGGUCAUGCUGUGGUGAUGGACAAAUCAUUGUCUUGACAACCACUCAAAAGGAAAUGCUUGAACCUCAGCUACUGAAGCCUGGUCUAAUUGACUUGCAGAUUCAUAUGUCAUAUUGUACCAUUUCUGCAUUUAACCAAUUGGCGUUCAAUCAUUUUGGAAUUCGACAUCACGGACUCUUUGAAGAUAUUGAAGGGCUUAUACAGAAGGUUGAAAUCACCCUGGCAGAAGUUGUAGUAGAACUCAUGAAGAGUAGGGAUGCUGAAGUUUCCCUCCAGGGCCUAGUCAGAUUGCUUCACAAGAAGCUAGCUGAAAAGGAAAAUUUGCAAAACUGAGUGACAAGCAAGAUCAAUAAAGAGGACGUUACAAAAUAAAUUAUGUAUAUUUUCUUUAGUAGUUUUCUAUUUCCCUGUAUACGUAACAAAAUUUAUCAGUUUUUUAAUUGAGGAGGCCCAUUGAAUGGUAGCACAA